Messenger RNA from Zymoseptoria tritici IPO323, 4114 nucleotides. RefSeq names its product phosphoribosylformylglycinamidine synthase. The transcript has a single exon. Gene Ontology annotation, biological process: 'de novo' IMP biosynthetic process. Gene Ontology annotation, molecular function: phosphoribosylformylglycinamidine synthase activity. Bases 1 to 4065 code for a protein of 1354 amino acids. The record is from RefSeq and is a predicted model, not a curated record. NCBI's taxonomy places the organism in Eukaryota, Fungi, Ascomycota, Dothideomycetes, Mycosphaerellales, Mycosphaerellaceae.
AUGCAGGAGACUGAAAUGGCAUACCGAGCCUUCCCCGGUUCGUCUGCAUUCUCCGAAUUCCGUCUCAAACGAAUCGCAGCCGCCAUCGGAGCUAAGGAGUUGCAGUCGAUAUGGGUGCACUACGUUGCGUCUCAUGAGGAACUUCGGGCAGAUCAGAUCUCCGUGCUGGACCAGCUACUUGAAUAUGGAAGCUAUCCUGAUCCGAACAACAAGCUGUACGGCGCUUUACUUAAGGCAGUAAUCCACGGCCAUUUGCCCGAAGACGCACGCAUCCAAGUCUUCUUUGUCACGCCGCGAGCAGGCUCAAUAUCACCCUGGAGUUCCAAGGCUACUAGUAUUGCACAUGUCUGUGGACUCGAAGAUGUGGUCAAGCGCGUUGAAAGAGGUCUCGUCUUCGUUGCGCGAUUCGACGAGAUCUCCAAGGAUGGAUCAAUCCCGAGUCCGGACUCCCUCUACGAUCGCAUGACGGAAAGCAUCGGCACGCAGUCGCCAGAUCUGGAUGCCAUGUUCGCACAACUUCCGCCAGCCCCGUUGCAGAGAGUCCAGCUGCUGCAGAACCCUGCAGGACCGAGAGCCGCGCUUGAAGACGCGAACAAGACCCUUGGACUUGCUCUCGACGGAUCUGAGAUGGACUACUUGAUCGAUGCCUACACCAACCAGCUCAAACGUGAUCCGACCGACGUCGAACUGUUCAUGUUCGCGCAGGUCAACUCCGAGCACUGCAGACACAAGCAGUUCAACGCCAACUGGACGAUCGAUGGAAAGGACAAAUCUCGUAGCUUGUUCUCCAUGAUUCGAAACACGCACAAUUUGCACCCACAGCAUGUCAUAUCGGCAUACAGCGAUAACGCGGCCGUUCUGCAGGGUAAUGCGGGAGGCCACUGGGCGCCAGAUCAUUCUUCUGGCGAGUGGAAGCAGAUCAAGGAGGAUGUGCACUACCUGGCGAAAGUGGAGACUCACAACCACCCGACUGCGGUCUCACCAUAUCCUGGAGCCGCUACAGGAUCAGGUGGUGAAAUCAGAGAUGAAGGCGCAGUCGGCAGAGGUUCAAAGCCAAAGUCCGGCCUCGCUGGCUUCAGCGUAUCCGACCUGUUGAUCCCGGGAUACGAGCAGCCAUGGGAAUUGGAUAUUGGUAAGCCUGCUCAUCUCGCGAGCAGUCUCGACAUCAUGCUCGAAGCUCCAAUCGGAAGUGCAGCCUUCAACAACGAGUUCGGCAGACCAUGCACGACCGGGUAUUUCAGGACUCUUUCGAUGAAUGUGCCCGUGGACGAGAACAAGACUGAGGUAAGGGGAUACCAUAAGCCGAUCAUGAUUGCUGGAGGUGUUGGUACUGUUCGACCGGAGCACGCACUGAAGACCAAGGGGCUUGUCAGUACUGGCGCUCACUUGAUUGUUCUUGGAGGCCCGGCAAUGCUCAUUGGAUUGGGUGGUGGCGCAGCGUCCAGUAUUCAGUCCGGAGAAGGCAGCGUUGAUCUUGACUUUGCCAGUGUCCAGCGUGGAAACGCCGAAGUGCAGAGACGAGCACAAGAGGUCAUCAAUACAUGCACAUCACUUGGAUCAGAAAGUCCAAUCCAGCUCAUUCACGAUGUGGGAGCUGGAGGUCUCUCCAAUGCUCUUCCAGAGUUGGUCGAAGACGCAGGGUUUGGUGCGCGUUUUGAGCUGCGAGAAAUCGACAAUGCCGAUCCGAGCUUGAGCCCACUUCAGAUUUGGUGUUGUGAGGCCCAAGAACGGUACGUGAUGGCUGUCGCGCCGGACAAGCUGGAUGUGUUCACAAAGAUCGCGAAGCGUGAACGUUGUGGCUACUCGGUUGUCGGUCAAGCUGUACAAGAAAAGCGCCUGGUAUUGAUGGACCGAGACUCUCAAGACGAGCCCAAGCCAAUCGACCUUCCAAUGGGCAUUCUCUUUGGCAAGCCUCCCAAGAUGCACCGAACGGUCGACUCGCGGAAGCUUCGCAUCCCGAGCUUCGACAGCUCGCUCUCCAAAUAUUUACCGGACAUUGCUCCUGGCGAGGUCCUCAACCAUCCCAUCGAUCGUGUAUUGGCGCUUCCAGCUGUGGGCUCAAAGUCGUUCCUCAUCACGAUUGCAGAUCGCACUGUCGGCGGACUGACAGUCAGAGAUCAGAUGGUUGGCCCUUGGCAAACUCCCGUCGCUGAUGUUUCGGUCACCGCAACGUCCCUUACUCCUGGCAUCACCACGGGAGAAGCCAUGGCUAUGGGCGAGAAGCCUACGUUGGCUCUCAUUUCGCCUGCUGCAUCUGCACGGAUGGCAGUGGCAGAGUCACUCCUUAACAUUGCCGCUGCCAGUAUCCCCAAUAGACUCAGCAAAGUCCGACUCUCGGCGAAUUGGAUGGCUGCCAGUGGUCACCCUGGUGAGGGUGCUGCGCUGUACGAGGCUGUCGAAGCCAUCGGCAUGCAGCUUUGUCCCGAGCUGGGCAUCUCAAUCCCAGUUGGCAAAGACUCCAUGUCAAUGAAGACGAAGUGGGAGGGCAAAGAGGUCACUGCACCGUUAUCACUCGUCAUCUCUGCAUUUGCGCCAGUCAACGACCUUAGCAGUACCUGGACCCCAGCACUCAGGAGACCUGAAGAUGUGGGCGAGACUCUGCUCAUGUUCGUUGACCUGGCUGGUGGCAAGAAGGCGAUGGGCGGAUCAGCGCUUGCACAGUGCUUCAGCCAAGUUGGUGAUGUCGCUCCUGAUGUUCAUGAUGUGGAUGAUAUCAAGGACUUCUUCCAUGCUGUGGAGCAACUCCACGAGUCCGACAUCGUACUUGCUUACCACGACCGAUCAGAUGGUGGACUGUUCACGACCUUGGCGGAGAUGAUGUUUGCUGGACGCUGUGGUCUUGAUGUGAUGCUUGACCGGAUUGUGACAUCGGGCAGGCCGAAGGACCUGAUCGAGACGUUGUUCAACGAAGAACUUGGCGCCGUCUUCCAGAUCCGCAAGAAACAUGAGAAUGUCUUCCGUGGAGUCUUCGCGCCAAUGAAGCCGAUCACCAUCGCCACUGUACCGAAGGCGCCUCGCCAAGACGUUGCCAUGUACUAUGGUGCAGAUUGCGUCUACCGCGCUUCACGGAAAGAGUUGCAACAGAAAUGGGCACAUACAUCUUGGGCCAUGCAAAAGUUGAGAGACAAUCCUGACUGCGCCGAUGCUGAAAAGAAAAACAUUGAAGACGACCAAGAUCCGGGCUUACGGUUCAAGCUUACCUUCAAGCCCGAGGAGAACAUUCUGCCAUGGUCAACGACUCUCACAUCCCAAAUCAGAGCGAAGCCGAGAGUCGCGAUUCUCCGUGAGCAAGGUGUCAACGGUCAAGCGGAAAUGGCAUUCGCGUUCUCCGUCGCAGGCUUUACUCCGAUUGACGUUCACAUGACUGACAUCCUAUCUGGACGCUUCUCGCUCGCUUCCUGCGUCGGUCUGGCCGCGUGCGGCGGGUUCAGCUACGGUGACGUGCUCGGAGCCGGUCAAGGCUGGGCAAAGAGUGUUCUGCUGCACGAGAACACGAAGAACGAGUUCAAAGCGUUCUUUGAACGCAAAGACACCUUUGCACUCGGAGUCUGCAACGGAUGCCAAUUCCUCUCUCGCCUCACGGAGAUCAUCCCUGGUGCUGAGACGUGGCCCACGUUUGAGCGCAACGCCAGCGAGCAAUACGAAGCCCGCGUGUGCAUGGUCGAAGUCGCCAACACACCCUCGCAGCCUCCAAGUGUGUUCCUCCACGGCAUGGAAGGUAGCUACCUGCCCAUCGUCACGGCCCACGGCGAAGGUCGCGCCAACUUCUCCGCUACGGGCCAGUCAUCGCCGCAAUCGCUUAUCGAUCAAGGCUUGGUCUCGAUGCGCUAUGUUGACAACUACCUCAAGACUACCGAACGCUUCCCGUACAACCCCAACGGUAGCCCAAUGGGUAUCACCGCCGUGAGGACACCUGACGGAAGAGUCCUGGCGAUGAUGCCGCAUCCUGAGCGCACCAUUCUCAAGGACGUUGCGAGCUAUAUUCCGCGUGAACAGGCAAAGGAGUGGGGCGAAUAUGGACCUUGGACGCGGAUGUUCAAGAGCGCAAGGCGAUGGGUUGGUUGAAGCAGGAUACGCAUGGAAUGAUUCUCGGCUUGUUGAGGAGGUGUUCUGU